Molecule: messenger RNA, 423 nt
Organism: Caenorhabditis briggsae
Lineage: Eukaryota; Metazoa; Nematoda; Chromadorea; Rhabditida; Rhabditidae
Exons: 4
Coding region: 1-423 (140 amino acids)
Source: RefSeq, a predicted model, not a curated record
AUGGUGUCGAUGCGAACACUGACUUGGACAUUUAUACUAAUGCAGCUGGUGAUUUCGUGUGCCUGCUUCAUCGCCUCCCUUGCAAUAAUCAGUGCGAAAUUCAACUCAGUAUCGAUGUACGAAGAGAAACAGUAUGUUAGUUUCGAAUGGUGGAUAUUCUGUGGUCUGAGCUUCUCAAUGAUAAUUAAUACAGUGGCAGCAAUGUACGCGUUGUCAGAGCACAACCGGUUUCUUCUGAUUCCUCAUAUUUUUGUAUUGAUUUUGUGCAACACACUCGCCUGUUACGUUUUACAUUAUACUGUUUCGAACUUUGAUUCAACGGAUUUUAAUUGGCAUAUUGGUCUGAUGACAAUUAUUUUCACAGAAAGUUUCCUCCUCUCGUGUUUGGUUUUCGAAAUACGGACGUUGCGAUCGAUGACCUAG